UAUUAUCAUGCGGUUUUUUUUAUAAAAGAAAAAUUAUAUUUUUCACUAGAGGAUAAAAAAAAAAAAGAAGAAAGAAAGUGUGAAUCAAUCUAAAAAACUCAAACUCUAUAUAUUCUACAAGUUCUAUUCGUCAACGAUUAGAAUAUUAUAUUCUAAAAAUCGGAGAAAAAACACACUAUCAGCUAAACGUAUUGAUAUUUAUUAUACUAUUUACUAAACAAAAGAAGGUACGACAUUAAUGUUUUCUUCUUGAAUAAAAAAAAAAAAAAAUUAAUAAAAAUAAAUCUAAUAGUAGUAGAAAAAUUUAUUGAUCAAUCUCGAUAUAUUAUAACGAAGUCUAUAAGAGUCGAGUGAUUCUUUUCCAUUUCAAGUAGUUUGAUAUUUUUUCACUUCAGGGUUAAAUUAACUGUUUUCUUUGUAAUUAAGAGGAAAUGAGAUCGAACUAACGAAUUUUAUUGAUAAAUUUUCGAAUUUGAAAAGUUGAAAAACACGUUCUUUUGUUUUAUUAGUAUUAUUAGAGUUGCUAAUAAUCUUAGAUCAACUUUUUUAUUUUAAUUAUAACAGAAUAAAAAAGAAGAUUUCAUUGAUUUUAAUUUCUUUUUUUUUUCAGCAGUUAUUCCAUUCCAAACAACAAUAAUGGAUGAUCGUGGUGAUCGUAGAGGUUAUCGUGAUACGGAUAGAGAUCGAGAUGAUUCUCGACGACAAGAUGAUUAUCGUCGAGAUCAAUCUGGAAUUAGUGCUUCUUCUCAACAAGUUACUAACAUUAAGGAUGAAUAUGAUUCGUCUUAUUAUCGUUCAGCAAUUGGUCCAAGAUCAUCAAGCGUGUCUGCAAAAAAAACAAUACCAGCCUCAAGUAUUGUUAUGGAACGAUUUUAUGCAUAUGGUGCAGGUGGAAUUCCUUUAAAACCUGGAUCAAAAUCAGCUGCAGUUGUUGCAAUUAAAGAAAAUCGUGAACGUGAAAAGCGUGAAUUAGGUCAAUUAAACGAUCGUUUUGCAAGUUACAUUGAACGUGUGCGCUAUUUAGAAGCACAAAAUAAAAAAUUACAAUUAGAACUUGACCAUUUACGAGGUAAAUGGGGACAACAGACAUCAAAAGUGAAGGAGAUGUACGAAGUAGAGAUUCAAGAAGCGCGUCGAAUUAUUGAUGAAACUGCAAAGGACCGUGCCACAGCUGAAUUGCGUGCCAAAAGGGCAGAAGAGGAUACAAAAAAUUAUAGAGACAAAUAUGAAACACUAUUAGCUGGUCGUGACUCCGAUCGUCAGAAAAUUGACGUAUUACAAAAACAACUGGCUGAUAAUGAAGCUGAUUUAAAUUUAUUUCGACGUCGAUUAGCCGACUUAGAAGAUGAGAGUAAACGAUAUCGUCUUGAAUCGCAAAAGCUCAUCUCAGAUAUUCAACGUAUAACACAAGAAUUAGAUCAAGAAACAAUAUCACGUGUACAGUUAGAAAAUGAAAAACAAAGUUUAGAAGAGGAAAUUAACUUUCUAAAACAAAUACAUGUUCAAGAAAUUGAAGAAUUAAAACAGAUAAAUUUAACAGGAACGGCACUUGAUCCAUCUAAUUUUUUCAAACAUGAAUUGUCGAAUGCUAUAAGAGAUAUUAGAGAAGAAUACGAACAAUUGAAUAAUCAACAACGAACAGAAUUAGAAUCAUGGUACCGAAUCAAAGUUACACAAGCGGUUCAAGAAGUUCAAGCUCGACGUGCAAUUGAAGCACCUGAAAAUAUUCGUGAACGGGAGGAAGUAAAAAAAUUACGUACGCUUGUUACUGAUUCAAGGAAAGAUAUCGGAAUAGUGAAACAAAGGAAUGCUGAACUUGAAAAUCGUAUCCAAGAAUUAGAAGAAUUAGUACAAAUUGAAAGACGAGAUGCCGUACAAACAGCAAGCGAGCGUGACAGAGAAAUUCAAGAAUUAAGAGCAAGAUUAGAGGACUUAGGAAAAGAUUAUGAUGAGCUAAUAACGACAAAAUCUUCGCUGGAUGCCGAAAUAGCCAUAUACAGAAAACUUUUAGAAGGAGAGGAAAAUAGAGAAGGACUCAAGCAAGUGGUUGAAAAUGUUGAAGAACGGGCUCGAGCCGAUUUUGCAGCAUCAGGAGGAAUUAGUGGAGGUGGUGGUGGAGGCGGGGGUGGUAGCGGUGGUGGCGGUGGUGGUAUUGGUGGAGGUAGCAGUGGCAAUAUUGGUGGCUCGUCAUAUUCCUAUUCGAGAUCAUAUCGUACAACGAGUGGUGGCCAAGCAGGUGCGUUUUAA
This is a messenger RNA of Didymodactylos carnosus, 2247 nucleotides long. Lineage: Eukaryota; Metazoa; Rotifera; Eurotatoria; Philodinida; Philodinidae. The record is from the annotation of a GenBank genome assembly.